AUAAAACAUCAGCUAUUAUACGUACACUGAAUCCGGAGAUGUUUGGACCGCUUGUGGAAUUCAAUAUUGCAGUAAACGAUCAGCGUGGACAACCAUGCCAACAAAAAUGCCUAAAUAGUAAAGGAUCGUAUGGGAAUUGCGAAGAUCGGCCAAUUCGAUUAUCAAGCCAUGAGUUUAUUAUUUUCUCAGAUCCUAUCGAAUUUUAUGAGAACCAAAAGUCACUUCUGGAAUGUCAGUGGACUGGAAGAGGAUACUAUCGCAAAAGGAAACGCGAUUUUUUAUUAUUUAUUUGCGAUGAAUGA
Molecule: messenger RNA, 302 nt
Organism: Acanthocheilonema viteae
Lineage: Eukaryota; Metazoa; Nematoda; Chromadorea; Rhabditida; Onchocercidae
Source: the annotation of a GenBank genome assembly